AUUGUCAUGGUGACCCAGUCGAUGAAACGCAUUAUCUGUAAUUACCAUUUAAUAAAUGUGUAGUAAAUAUGUAAUAAAUGUUUAACAGCCCCUAAUACAUACACUAUUUUUUUCCAGUACAAAAUGUACUUUCUGGUGGAACUAUUAAUAAAAUUAGCACUCAGUUUCAGUUCCCUUUCAAAAUAACAAAAUCACCAAACAUGUGUAAUAACAGUCUUGGUAAGGGCCAUGAUUUAUUUAUUUAUUGUUAUCAUUGCUGCUUUCCCCCCUUGUUUUCUACCAUUCCCUACAAUUCCGUACCGUUUUUUGUAAUACAAUCCUUAUGUCACGCAUGUGCACAGCGUGUAAUCAUUGCUCAUUUGCAGCGUGUGUACCAUAAACUGCAAAAACGAGUGGCAAACUCAACUAGGUGCCGUAAAAACAUGCCGAUGCAAACGUAUAAAAUCACGCAUCCCCUCUCUCUUUUACCCUGACUGCCUUCUUUGCAAAAGCUUCUUCUAAAAAAGUAGGCGGUAAUUAUUUAGGGGAACAACGCCGCGUUACCUGCCAUUGGAGGGCCACCUGGGAUUGAUGAGACGCGGCGGCCAAUGAGAAGGCGAGGAGCCCGUCAAGUGGCCCCAGUUAAAGGGGGCGUUAGAGGAGGAAGGGCCAGUCCGCGGAGGAGCUUUUGGGACCCUCUGCGCGAGAAGCGACCCCGAGAGCGAGAGAGACGCAGCGCACAAGCGAGCCGAGCGUGCGUGCGAGCAAGAAGGAGAGAAAGAGAGUGAAAAAAAGCUUAAAUUAUGUUCAAACAACUUUGAGGAUAAGGAAGAAUUUGGACGGACAAGAGAAGACUGUGACAUUUUGGAUUUUCGUUUCAAUUAAACUUAACCAGAAGUGAGUGUUUCGUUUGUUUAGUCGUUUGUUUUUUGUUGCGCGGAGCACAUCAGUCAGCUAUGUUGUUUCCCACGCCGAGCGCGUGACAGCAUCUACCCCUGCGUCGCUCACUUGCCAACAAUUCCGCGCGUAGUUUCCAAAGAGUGAGUUUAGCGAGGCGAGGCCGGGCGCCAUGCUGCUGGACGCAGGCCACCAGUUCCCGGGUCUGGGUUCGUUCGCCCGCCACCACCCGGCGACCGGAGACAUGCAGGAGCGAGAUCUGAGCCUGGCCCAGAACACGUUCGUGGACUCGGCCCACAUGGGCGCCUUCAAGCUCAACCACGAGCUCUCCCCGCCCGGCCAGAGCUCCGCCUUCAGCAGCCAGGCGCCGGGCUACCCGGCGGCGGCUCUGGGCGCGCACGCCGCUCACGUCACCUCGUACGCGGGCUCUCCCUUCAACUCCACCCGGGACUUUCUGUUUCGCAGCCGCGGCUUCGGUGAGAGCUCCCCGGCUGGAGGCCAGCACGCGCUGUUCGGCCCCGCCGCGGGCUCUCUGCACCCCACGCACCACCACACGGACACGCCGCAGGGCCACAUCUUGUUCCCGGGCAUCCAUGAGCAACACGGCUCCCACGCGUCCGGCAACGUGCUCAACGGGCAGAUGAGACUCGGCCUGGCGGGGGAGGUGUUCGGUCGAUCCGAGCAGUACCACCAGGUGUCCAGCCCGCGGGCCGACGCGUACUCGGCGGCGCAGCUGCACAACCAGUACGGCUCCAUGAACGUCAACAUGGCUGCGCACCACCAUCACCAUCAUCACCACCACCCGGGCGCCUUCUUCCGAUACAUGCGGCAGCAGUGCAUCAAGCAGGAGCUCAUCUGUAAGUGGAUCGAACCCGAGCAGCUCAGCAACCCCAAGAAGUGCUGCAACAAGACGUUCAGCACCAUGCACGAGUUGGUCACGCACGUCUCCGUGGAGCACGUCGGCGGGCCGGAGCAGACCAACCACAUCUGCUUCUGGGAAGAGUGCCCGCGGGAGAGCAAGCCCUUCAAGGCCAAGUAUAAGUUGGUCAACCACAUCAGGGUGCACACGGGAGAGAAGCCAUUCCCGUGCCCCUUCCCCGGCUGCGGCAAAGUCUUCGCGCGCUCGGAGAAUCUCAAAAUCCACAAGCGCACGCACACAGGAGAGAAACCUUUCCAGUGCGAGUUUGAAGGCUGCGACCGGAGGUUCGCCAACAGUAGCGACAGAAAGAAGCACAUGCAUGUCCAUACAUCGGAUAAGCCCUACCUGUGCAAGAUGUGUGAUAAGUCCUACACGCACCCAAGCUCCUUACGAAAACACAUGAAGGUGCACGAGUCGUCCCCAUCGGCAUCCGACUCGUCGCCGGCGGCCAGCUCGGGCUACGAGUCGUCCACGCCGCCAGGCCUGGUAUCGCCUACCACCGAGACGCAAAGCAACACCACGCUAUCGCCGGCCUCCAUCGUACACAGCAGCACCAGCCACAGCGGCCUCACGUCCAAUUUCAGUGAAUGGUAUGUGUAGGACUCCCCUCCACCCAAAUGAAGACACACACACUCAUUUCACAGCACUGGAGCCCCCCUCCCCCCUACAAAAAGGCGAUUUGGAAACACAUUACCAUUUUUUUCCACUACCUUCCACCACAACGUGUAUAAUAUAUUCAUAUUGUAAAUAGUGGCUCACUUUGAUUGUGGUAGAUAUGUCUUUUUCGGUGUCUAGAUGUUUCUUCGAUGGUAGCUAUCACUCUAACUGGACUCUUAGUGCGCAUAACCCAAUAACAAUUGUACACCAUCCGAAACUGGCGAACUGAUUGUACUAUACUAUAAACUUAUAAACGCCUAAACUGGAAAGCGUGCCAAAGUCGAACACACGGACACACCACGUUAAUCUUCUCGUGAAUGUACAUUUUUUUCGUUUUGUUUGGAUUUUUAAGAAGAAAAAAACUUUGCCGGGCGUAACUUGUGCCAUUUUCUUGUGCUCUGCAAAUUGUGAUAAUGUGGAAGGACUGUUGAAGGGGAAAAAAAUGAAAUUUUGUGCUGUUAUUUUUCACCUGUAACUCCUUCCUGUUUUGUGUGUGUGUGUGUGUGUGUGUGUAAAUAGCCGACUGCCAUAUUUAUCCGUUUGUAAUUAAAUUAUGGUAUUUACUUGCUACAGAUGAAACAGUAUUUAUAAAAAGAAUGUUUCUUUUUGUUUUGGAUUAUAAAUAUGUACAAAUCGAAGAGGUUAAAAACUCACCCGGCAGUUGUUUUUCGUCGUGAUUUUUUGUUUCGGGAAAGAAAAAAAAAAGUUUUAAAGAGGUGUUUUCAUCCUGACUGUGAUAAAACAUUUGAAACCAUAUAAAUAUAAUAAAAGAAAGUGUUGUAAGUGCUAAUUUGUGGUGAUGUGCGUGCUUUUUAUGUGGAGUUGAAGCGGUUUCGAGGGCGAAGUAAACUUUAGAAACGAAAGAAAAUACUCAAAUCUUGUAAGUGUUUAGAUGGUUUUAUGUGUUUUUUAAUUGCUAUGUUACAAAAUAUAACAUAUUACUAUUGUACUCAUGAGUUCUUUUUGAGCGUCACUC
Messenger RNA from Corythoichthys intestinalis (scribbled pipefish), 3428 nucleotides. It is a transcript of the gene ptprjb.2, whose product is annotated as zic family member 2 (odd-paired homolog, Drosophila), a. Gene Ontology annotation, molecular function: RNA polymerase II cis-regulatory region sequence-specific DNA binding; DNA-binding transcription factor activity, RNA polymerase II-specific. Gene Ontology annotation, biological process: regulation of transcription by RNA polymerase II. The record is from RefSeq and is a predicted model, not a curated record. NCBI's taxonomy places the organism in Eukaryota, Metazoa, Chordata, Actinopteri, Syngnathiformes, Syngnathidae. Gene Ontology annotation, cellular component: nucleus. The transcript is spliced from 3 exons. The coding region runs from base 1049 to 2395 and encodes 448 amino acids.